CCUCUCCUCCACCUUAUUAAAUUCUCAACUUCGCCAAGUUUCCUUGUUCCUUCCCUCCGCUCCUCCUCUCAAUAUUUAUUUAUUCAUUCAUUUCUUCUUGUUGAAAACUUCAAACCAAUUUCCUGCCGAAUUCUCAACAAGAAGCAGAGAAAACACACAUUUCCCCCUCAAACAGAUUUCAACCAUGGUCGAACUCCACAAGAUCAUGAAAUUCCGCUAUGGAGAACCCACAAGCGCUUCUUCCUCCCCGUUGCUCUCCGAAUCCGCUAGAAGCUUCCUUCAAAUCUCCACCGCCAAUGCCGAAACCAGCAGCAGUGAGCUCAGCGACGACAGCCCUUCCCAAUCUUUCCGGUUUGUUCCCAAAAGUGUCGAUCGAGAAAACUUAGGCCCGUUUCCGUUCAAAUCUGUAUCUGGGUCGUUGUCGCACAGGUCUCUAGCGAUUCUAUCCGGCCACCUGGGCUCCGUUUCCUGCUUGGCUCUCUGCGGCGAGUUCAUUCUGAGCGCCUCGCAGGGGAAAGACAUCAUAGUCUGGCAGCAGCCGGAUUUGAGGAUGUUUACCAAGUUUGGGCAGGGAGAUGGAUCGGUGAAGGCGUUGGUGACAGUUGGCAACAAAGUGUUCACGGCGCAUCAGGACAGCAGGAUUCGGGUGUGGAAAGUGUCGAGGAGCUCAGAGAAUGUAUUCAAGCUGCUCGACACAAUGCCUACGAGAAAGGACUACCUGGGGAAGUUUAUGAAGCAGAGCAAUUAUGUCCAAACGAGAAGGCACCACAGGAAGCUUUGGAUUGAGCACGCCGACAGCAUUUCCUGCUUGGCAGUCCACAGUGGAUUCAUCUACUCUGGCUCCUGGGACAAGACCCUUAAGGUCUGGAGAGUAUCCGAUUUGAAGUGCUUGGAAUCGAUCAAAGCCCAUGAUGAUGCCAUUAAUGGGCUGGCUGCCUAUAAAGGGAUGGUGUAUUCGGCUUCAGCUGAUGGAAAAAUCAAAGCUUGGGGGAUGGGAAGUAGUGGGAGGACAGUUACAAACUCAAACAAUCCAUUGUCAUCGUCAUCUCCUCCUACUCAUUCUUUGAAGGGGAUUCUGGAGGGGCAUAAGGAUGUUUCGUUCAAUUCAGUGAUAGUUUCAGAGGAUGGGAAGUGGGUUUAUGGCGGGGGUUCGGAUGGGUUUGUGAUGGGAUGGGAAGGGGAAGGGAAUUUUGUGAGCUGGAAAUUGGUGUGUGAGGUGAAAGCUCAUGUGAUGGCUGUUCUGUGUAUGUGUAUGGUGGGUGAGUUGGUGUUCAGCGGGUCGGCCGAUAGGAGUAUUGGGAUAUGGAAGAGGGAAGCUUUUGGGAAGCUGUUGAAAAUUGGGGUGAUUUCGGGUCAUGAAGGACCUGUCAAGUGCUUACAAGCUUCGAGCAGUAACGUUGGGGGUGGGUUUAUGCUGUACAGUGGUGGACUCGACAAGAGCAUUAGAGUCUGGUGGGUUCCCAGCCGGCAGCAGGAAAGCUCUAAACCACAGCAUGAGGAGAAGUCCCUAACUCUCUGACAAGGCAGUUGACACGAAAGCACUGAUUGAUUCAGAGAUUUUUGGGUUCAGUGCUUUCAACUUUGUUGGUAGUUCAAGCUGUUGAGUUGAUUAUCAUAUGUGGGGAGAGAUUAGAUGAUAGGCAAGGAUGUGAUGACCUUUUGUUACUGUUCUGGGUUCUGGAAGCUCUGUUUGUAUGUAGGGCAAGACUUGACACUUUUUUUUCUUUCAAUCAUUUGGGGAGGGUGUUGUGGUUAUUUACACGCGGGUUUCAGAUUGUUUUUAUUUGGUAUCAGACUGUAAUUACGUGUGGUUCAACAGACUAUAAUCGAAAACCGAACGAAUGGGACUUUUUUC
Linum trigynum is the source of this 1855-nucleotide messenger RNA. The record is from the annotation of a GenBank genome assembly. Lineage: Eukaryota; Viridiplantae; Streptophyta; Magnoliopsida; Malpighiales; Linaceae.